This is a messenger RNA of Ambispora gerdemannii, 496 nucleotides long. The record is from the annotation of a GenBank genome assembly. Lineage: Eukaryota; Fungi; Glomeromycota; Glomeromycetes; Archaeosporales; Ambisporaceae.
AUGAAAAAAUUUGCAUUAUUGAUAAAGAAUGUUCAAAAAUACGCGGAUAAAGUUGGAGAAUGUUACCAAACUGCCGAAUAUAAUAAAAGGGUUUGCGGUGUAUUACUUGAACGUGUAUAUAACGUUGCAAACGGAGUGAAAAUUUUAUAUCUUCUAAAAGAUGAUUACAGUUGGUUUUUUGAAAAUAACGAUAAUUAUCCGAUUUUUCAAGGAUUGGUUCAAGUAAUUGGAAAAAUCCAAAAUUUUAUCAUUGAUAUUUCGCAGUUGCAAGGUGUUGGCAAAUACUUUAAUGAAUAUCGAGGCCCCGAAUUUUCGAUGGAAAUAAAAUUUUAUAAUCUUAUUGGAGAGUUCGAAACGACUAGAGAAGCACUUACUCAUGCGUUAAAAGAACGUCUCGAUUUUGGAAGACCGAAAAAAGAUCAAAAAAUCGAAGAUAAACAAGCUAUAGAUCAGGAUAUUCGGGAUAUGAAAAAUUAUAUUGGAAGUAUUGCUGGUG